AUGGUAGGCUCCUUUAAAAUUUUAAACUCAAGCGUUAGUUUGUAAAGUAAUAACUCAUACGAAGAUUUUUAGUCAUACGAUAAAAUAUCAAGUUAGAUUGGAAAUCUGCUUAAUAAUAUUAGUUUACCAAACUAAGGAUAAAUUAUUCUAAAUGGUGACUUAUCCUCUCUUUUGUCAGAUAAAAUAACAUAGAAAAAUCUAUUCAAAUAUGUUGUAAGUACUGUUGAUUAAAAUUCUGAAAAUUAAACAAGCAUAUUUAGUAUUUCAAGAAAUAAUUAUAAGUAAAGUAUUUAUGAAAAUACUUCAGAUUUUUAGGCAUACACAUAGCAAUUCAAAAAUAUAAGUUAAAACUUUACUUAUUCUAAAAAUGAAAUAAUUUCGCCAUAGAUUUAUAAUUCAUCUUCUUACACAAUCUUAAAUCAGUCUACUAUUAUUUACUAGUUUAAUAAUACAAAUUCUAGUAAGUUAUAUAAUAUGACAUGCCUUUAACAAAAUAAUCUUUAGUGGAGCAAAUAAAAUUGUGGUAUCAAUAAAAUUACUUAAAAUAUCUAUGUGUGCUACUGUGCCUCCUAAAAACCAACAACCAUCAUUGAAGAUAUUGAUGAUAUGCUCUUAAAAAAUAAAAAUUUGUAGACAGCAUUUGGAGAAUAAGGGCUAUUAAAUAUAGCAAGUUUUGAGAACUUUUAUAUAUUCUUAGACAAAUAAGCAGUAAAAAAAAGAUACUAAAAAGUUCAUAAUCAAGAAAUAAAUAAUAAUAGUAAAAUGAAUACUUAUAAGGGUUGA
This is a messenger RNA of Tetrahymena thermophila SB210, 783 nucleotides long. Its product is annotated as kinase domain protein. The record is from RefSeq and is a predicted model, not a curated record. NCBI's taxonomy places the organism in Eukaryota, Ciliophora, Oligohymenophorea, Hymenostomatida, Tetrahymenidae. The transcript is spliced from 2 exons.